Molecule: messenger RNA, 1512 nt
Organism: Aspergillus mulundensis
Lineage: Eukaryota; Fungi; Ascomycota; Eurotiomycetes; Eurotiales; Aspergillaceae
Product: sugar porter family MFS transporter
Exons: 7
Coding region: 1-1512 (503 amino acids)
Biological process (GO): carbohydrate transport; transmembrane transport
Cellular component (GO): membrane
Molecular function (GO): carbohydrate:proton symporter activity
Source: RefSeq, a predicted model, not a curated record
AUGCGUCUCGCACCUGCGUGGUAUCAGUUCCUAGUGGGCGUUUUCGCCUCACUUGGAUCAUUCCUGUAUGGAUAUGAUCUGGGUGUCAUUGCGGAAGUUAUCGCCAGUGGAUCGUUUAUCAAGACUUUCAAUAAUCCAAACACCACCGAAACUGGUUUGGUCGUUUCAAUGUUCACAGUGGGUGCUUUCGUCGGCUCUGCCUUUGCUGGUCCUACUGGUGAUUACCUCGGAAGACGUUGGACCAUCAUUAUUGGCUGUAUAGUCUUUUGCCUUGGUGGUGGUCUUCAAACAGGUGCCCAGACCAUCGACUACUUGUACAGUGGACGAUUCUUCGCAGGUGUUGGGGUCGGCUUCCUCACCAUGAUCGUUCCGCUAUACCAAGCCGAGAUUUGCCAUCCGGAUAUCAGAGGUCGUGUCACUGCACUUCAGCAGUUCAUGCUGGGUGUGGGAAGUCUGUGUGCCGCUUGGAUUUCCUACGGAACAUAUAUCGGCUUCGAUGAGACGAACAAUGCUCAAUGGGAAGUCCCUCUCGGUCUGCAGAUUGUCCCGGCUGUCUUCCUUGGGCUCCUGAUCAUGCUAUUCCCCGAGUCUCCCCGUUGGCUUAUCGACCAUGGCCGCCAAGAAUUGGGACUGAAGACACUGGCGCGGCUUCACGCCUACGGAGAUGAGAAUGAUGCCUGGGUCCAGGCGGAAUACAACCAGAUUCAGGAAAGCAUUCUCCGCGAACACGAAGAGGAGGCCAAGUCUUACUUGGAACUUUUCAAAUCACGUUCGUCGUUCCGUCGUCUUUUCCUCUGCUGUGCACUGCAGGCAUCUGUGCAAAUGACUGGUGUAUCAGCGAUCCAGUAUUACUCCGUCACGAUCUACGGACAGAUCGGCAUCUCUGGCGAUGAGACCCUGCGCUACCAGGCUAUCAACUCCGUCAUUGCCCUAGUCGCCCAGUUCCUGUGCAUGAUGUUCAUCGAUCGCUUUGGUCGCCGCUGGAGUCUGAUCGGCGGGAACCUGGGCAACUGCCUCACUUUUAUCAUCGCCUGCAUCCUGUUAGCCAGAUUCCCUCCGGAGGUCAACAACACCGGAGCUCACUGGGGCUUCAUCAUCAUGACUUGGCUCUACAACUUCUCCUUCUCGUGCACCUGUGGUCCACUGUCAUGGAUUAUCCCCGCCGAGGUCUUCGACACCCGUACUCGGUCAAAGGGAGUUUCAAUCGCGACCAUGACCUCUUAUGCCUUUAACACCAUGAUCGGACAGGUAACUCCACUUGCAAUGGAGGACGUCGGGUACAGAUACUACUUCUUGUUCAUCAUCUGUAAUUUCACCAAUGCCGUGUUUUUCUGGCUGCUUCUGCCCGAGACGAAGAAGUUGCCGCUCGAAGAGAUGAACUAUCUCUUCUCAAACUCCCCGUGGAUUGUUCCAGGCACAAAGAAGGAGGACUACGUCCCUCAUGACUUGGAGCGUAGGGUGGUGGAGCAAGAGGAGAAACGGCAUGCUUAUACGUCGCAUGAGGAGAAGUAG